Messenger RNA from Amorphotheca resinae ATCC 22711, 2731 nucleotides. RefSeq lists its product as hypothetical. Bases 73 to 2652 code for a protein of 859 amino acids. Gene Ontology annotation, cellular component: vacuolar proton-transporting V-type ATPase complex; vacuolar proton-transporting V-type ATPase, V0 domain; fungal-type vacuole membrane. The record is from RefSeq and is a predicted model, not a curated record. Gene Ontology annotation, molecular function: proton-transporting ATPase activity, rotational mechanism; ATPase binding. The transcript is spliced from 4 exons. Gene Ontology annotation, biological process: vacuolar acidification; proton transmembrane transport. Lineage: Eukaryota; Fungi; Ascomycota; Leotiomycetes; Helotiales; Amorphothecaceae.
CACAACACCUCAAAUCGCAAACCGCCAUUACAAGAGGGAUCUGGGACGCUCGCUCGCCCCAUUAUCUUCGCCAUGGCGCCCGCAGAGGAUACCAUGUUCCGGUCGGCGGACAUGAGCUUAGUGCAGCUCUACAUCGCCAAUGAAAUCGGCCGGGAGAUUGUGAACGCUCUGGGAGAGCUCGGACAGAUCCAAUUUCGGGAUCUCAAUUCCGAGACUACGGCUUUCCAACGAACUUUUACCCAGGAGAUUCGACGGUUAGAUAACAUUGAGAGACAACUGCGAUAUUUCCAGGCGCAGAUGCUGAAAGCUGAUAUCCCGGUCCGGAAGCUGGAUCUCGACAUUGAUGUUGUAGCUGCGCCUUCCGCCACCGAGAUCGAUGAGCUUGCCGACCGCACACAGAGCCUUGAGCAGCGAAUUGCAUCUCUGAAUGAUAGCUACGAGACUCUGAAGAAGAGAGAAGUGGAAUUGACAGAAUGGAGAUGGGUGCUCCGGGAGACUGGAGGGUUCUUCGAUCGGGCCCAUGGCAACGUGGAGGAGAUCCGAACGUCGACAGAGGAUGACGACGCGCCAUUGCUCCAAGACGUCGAGCAACAUCCCUCGGGUCUGAAUGGAGAUGCAGAGAGAACGUUCUCGGUUAUGAAUAUUGGGUUUGUGGCAGGUGUCAUCCCGCGGGACCGCGUGGCUGGGUUUGAGCGGAUUCUUUGGCGGACACUGCGAGGAAAUCUCUACAUGAACCAGGCUGAGAUCCCUGAACCGCUCAUCGACCCUACGAAUAACGAGUCGGUCAACAAGAAUGUCUUUGUCAUCUUCGCGCACGGGAAGGAGCUCAUCGCCAAAAUCAGGAGGAUCUCGGAGUCCAUGGGCGCGGAUUUGUACAGUGUAGACGAGAACAGCGAUCUCCGUCGUGACCAGAUACACGAAGUCAAUACCCGCCUCAGCGAUCUUGGCAGCGUAUUACGCAACACGAAGCAGACUCUUGAUGCAGAGCUCACGCAGAUUGCAAGGAGCUUGGCAGCUUGGUUGGUCAUCAUCAAGAAGGAGAAGGCAGUAUAUCAGACGCUCAACCUCUUCUCCUACGAUCAUGCGAGGAAGACCUUGAUUGCUGAGGCGUGGUGUCCAACAAAUUCCCUGCCCUUGAUCAAGUCGACCCUGCACGAUGUCAACAAUCGGGCCGGUCUCUCUGUGCCAUCAAUUAUCAACGAGAUUAGGACGAACAAGACUCCCCCAACGUAUCAGAAGACAAACAGGUUCACUGAAGGUUUCCAGACCAUCAUCAACGCCUAUGGAACCGCGAAAUAUCAGGAAGUCAACCCAGGUCUGCCAACCAUCGUUACGUUCCCCUUCUUAUUCGCUGUCAUGUUUGGUGAUUUUGGACACGGCUUUAUCAUGGCCUGUGCCGCUGCGGCCAUGAUCUAUUGGGAGAAGAGUCUCAAGAAAGUUCGCGAUGAAAUCUUCUCCAUGGCCUUCUAUGGGCGAUACAUCAUGCUUAUGAUGGGUAUCUUUUCCAUGUAUACUGGUCUUAUCUACAACGAUGUCUUCUCGAAGUCCCUCUCUUUGUUCCCAAGCGCCUGGAAAUGGGAUUUGCCAGAUAACUGGGAGGAGGGAACGACGGUUUUAGCGAAGUUGAAGGGCGAUUAUCGCUAUCCUUUUGGUCUGGACUGGAUGUGGCACGGCACCGAAAACGAUCUCUUGUUUUCCAACAGUUACAAGAUGAAGCUUAGUAUUUUGAUGGGUUGGUGCCACAUGACAUAUUCAUUGUGUCUAUCUUACAUCAACGCCCGCCAUUUCAAGACGCCCAUCGACAUCUGGGGGGUCUUCGUCCCUGGUAUGAUAUUCUUCCAGUCUAUCUUUGGAUAUCUCGUCUUCGCGAUCGUUUACAAAUGGUCCAUCGAUUGGUAUGCCAUCGGGCAGGCUCCCCCCGGACUCUUGAACAUGUUGAUCUACAUGUUCUUGUCACCUGGGACUAUCGAGGAUCCACUCUACAAGGGCCAGGCGUUUAUCCAGAUUGCGCUUCUGCUUAUUGCCCUCAUCCAGGUUCCAAUACUACUCUUCCUGAAGCCGUUCUACCUCAGAUGGGAACAUAACAGAGCUCGGGCCAAGGGAUACAGAGGUAUCGGCGAGACUUCGCGGGUCAGUGCGCUUGAUGGGGAUGAUGAGGAAGGCAAUACCUUUGAUGGCAGGCCCAGCGUAGCAAGUGACGGUGAAGGCAUUGCCAUGAUCACGCAAGGCAUCGCAGAGGAUGAAGAGCAUGAAGAAUUCGAAUUUUCCGAAGUUAUGAUCCACCAGGUCAUCCAUACGAUUGAAUUCUGUCUGAACUGUGUCUCUCACACUGCUUCCUAUCUGCGUCUGUGGGCCCUGUCCCUGGCCCAUCAACAACUCUCUGUAGUCCUCUGGACCAUGACUCUAGCCAUUGGUCUUGAAGGCACAGGAGUCAUUGGAGUUAUCGUCCUCGUCAUAACAUUCUACGCAUGGUUCUUCCUCACAAUCGCUGUAUUGGUCGUGAUGGAAGGCACCAGUGCCAUGUUGCACAGUUUGCGUCUGCACUGGGUUGAAGCGAUGAGCAAACAUUUUAUGGGAGAUGGGGUUCCCUUUGAACCCUUCUCCUUCAGUCGGAUGUUGGAGGAGGACGAAGCCGUUGCGGAGGUCUCCUAAAACUCCGACGCAUACACGGGCUGGCGCCUGCUUUAUUUCCUUACCCAUCUAUCUUGUAUGUAGUAUUGUAGCCCGACCA